AUGUUCAGGAGCCACCAGAGACCCAGGAAGGCGCUGGAAUUUGUCACAGGGAUCAGCAGCGAUCGUGGAGACACCGAGUACACGCUGGGACCUCAGCACCUGGAGCUGUAUCCGGAAGCUCAGCCCCUUCAGGAAGGUUCCAGAACCCUCUGGAAGAACCUCAGGAAUUCCCAUGGGGACACGCCCGGAUCCGGCUUUGCCUCAUCCCCAUCUCCCCUUUUUCCCGCAGGGCUCCGGGCGGCCGUGACCCUGCUGGAGUCCGGGGGGGACCUCCAGCCCCCCGGGGGGUCCCUGCGCCUCCUCUGCCGCGCCUCUGGAUUUGAGUUUGGGAAAUUUGGGAUGUUCUGGAUCCGCCAGAGACCCGGGAAGGCGCUGGAAUACGUCGCGAGCAUCAGCAGCGGUGGCAGCACGUACUACGCGCCAUCCGUGCAUGGCCGGUUCACCAUCAGCAGGGACAACGGGCAGAGCUCGGUGACGCUGAGCAUGAACAACCUCCAGGACGAGGAUUCCGGGGUUUAUUUCUGUGCCAAACGUUACAAUGAUGGUCAUUACGAUGCUGCUGCUUAUCGUGUUGAGGGCGACCGUGGCCGUGGCUCCUGCACCCAGAUCGAU
Molecule: messenger RNA, 612 nt
Organism: Poecile atricapillus (Black-capped chickadee)
Lineage: Eukaryota; Metazoa; Chordata; Aves; Passeriformes; Paridae
Product: immunoglobulin alpha-2 heavy chain-like
Exons: 1
Biological process (GO): defense response to bacterium; phagocytosis, engulfment; B cell receptor signaling pathway
Cellular component (GO): blood microparticle; immunoglobulin complex, circulating; external side of plasma membrane
Molecular function (GO): antigen binding; immunoglobulin receptor binding
Source: RefSeq, a predicted model, not a curated record